Messenger RNA from Harpia harpyja (harpy eagle), 1155 nucleotides. Its product is annotated as dynein light chain 1, cytoplasmic-like. Gene Ontology annotation, biological process: cilium assembly; microtubule-based process. Gene Ontology annotation, molecular function: dynein intermediate chain binding; dynein light intermediate chain binding. NCBI's taxonomy places the organism in Eukaryota, Metazoa, Chordata, Aves, Accipitriformes, Accipitridae. The record is from RefSeq and is a predicted model, not a curated record. Bases 723 to 992 code for a protein of 89 amino acids. Gene Ontology annotation, cellular component: cytoplasmic dynein complex. The transcript has 2 exons.
GGUGCCGGCCACUGCUGUGGGUGACUCGUCGCCAUUACGGGACAGCCCUCGUCCGGCGGCACAUCGUUCGUGCUGCAGCGGCGGGCCCGCGUGACCUCCGCCAUGGACAAGAGCCGCCCCUGCAGCUCCGGUGCGCCCGGCAGCGAAGGACAGCAGCUGCGAUCCGCCUCGGUCGCGCCCGCCGCGGGGGAGUGUGAGCCCGAAGGCGGUGAGAGCCGGGGCGGGAGGAGCGGCCGGCGGCGGGUUCUCCCGUCAGCCCGCCCGGCCGGGGCUGGGGGCGCUCUGAGGCGGCCGCGGCGCGCGCGGGUCGGUUAAACCGCCGCCGAGGGGGAGCGCGCGCCCGCUCCGCUCCACACAGGGCCGGUCCCGCGGCGCCCGCCAAGGGGUGAGGGACGGGGAGGCCGGCGGGGCCGGGCGCCGGAGCGGCUGCGCCCUCUCCCGGGGCUGCCGAGCUGGGGAGGGGCUGGGAGGGCGGCGGCGGCGGGGCUUGUGUCGCUCCGGGCCGGAGCAGCCAGCGUUCGUUCGUGCGGCUCCGAGCGCGGGCUGUGCCUGUGCCCCGACGCCCCCGGCGAAGACGCUGCAGGGCCCCGGCUGUGGGCACCGCGCCGGCCCCCAGAGCUCCUUGGGAAGGACGGUACCUGUGCGACUGCUUGGCAGGGGGAUCCUGGCAGGCAGCUGCUCCUGCAACUUCGAGUUGUCCUCUUUGCUCGGAACAGGCAAUCAUGAGUGAUCGAAAGGCAGUGAUCAAGAAUGCGGACAUGUCUGAAGAGAUGCAGCAAGGCUCUGUGGAGUGUGCCAUUUUGGCCAUAGGGGAAUAUAACGUUGAAAGAGAAACUGUUGCCCUUAUGAAGAGUGAGUUUGAGAAGAAAUAUAGUCCCACUUGGUACUGCAUUGUAGGAAGGAAAUUUGGCAGCUAUGUGUAUCAUGAGACCAAGCACUUCACCUUCUUCCUCGUGCUUGGAGGAAAUAUUCUUCUGUUUAAAGCUGGUUAGAGCUAUGGAUCGUAGUUCAAAGUUGCUCACACUUACAGGACUGCACACUUAACGGCAGCAGCUUAGUGCCUUCAGCCUUCUUGAGGAGGCAGACCUUGGUCUUCAGGGGUAACGUCAGGGAUUUUUCUGGAGUGGCUGGUGUUUUUGUUGUGGUGGGGGGGGG